AUGGCCACCAACAAUGCCCCGUUCCCAAUGCCCCCUGCUUCGGCAGAUCUCGCCACGACAUGGGCAUUUCUAGAAGAGGGCGUCGACCACAUUAUGACAAAGCUCCAGACGGGGGUGUCUUACUCCAAGUAUAUGUCCCUAUACACUGUGGCGUACAACUAUUGCACCUCAUCAAAGAUGCACGGAUCGUCAACGGAGAGUAUCGGUACCGGGUUGGGCGCUCGGUCGGGGGCCAAUCUGAUGGGCUCCGAUUUGUACCACAACCUAAUUCGCUACUUUGUCACUCACCUGAAAGGCCUUAGAGAGGCGACGGACUCGUUGCAAGAUGAAGCCCUUUUGCGAUAUUACGCGGCGGAGUGGUCUCGGUACACCACUGGCGCGAACUAUAUCAACCGCCUAUUCACGUAUCUGAAUCGUCAUUGGGUGAAGCGCGAGAGGGAUGAAGGCCGGAAGGGUGUCUAUCCAGUCUAUACGCUUGCUUUGGUCCAAUGGAAGAUCAAUCUAUUCAUCCCUAUCCAACAAAAGCAAUCGAAAUUAGCUGGUGCCAUCCUUCGCCUCAUUGAAGAUCAGCGAAAUGGAGGGGUCAUAGACCAAGGUCUGGUCAAGAAGGUUGUCGACUCCUUCGUAUCCCUUGGACUGGAUGACACCGACCCGAACAAGGCGUGCCUCGAUGUGUACAAAGAACAUUUCGAACUUCCCUUCAUCGAUGCGACGGAGAAAUACUACAAGCAGGAAUCGGAAUCGUUCCUAGCAUCAAACACGAUUUCCGACUAUCUGAAGAAAGCCGAAGAACGUCUGAAAGAGGAGGAAGACCGCGUCGAGCGCUACCUCAAUACCCAGACACGAAAGCCUUUGAUCAGCAAAUGCGAGCACGUCCUCAUUCGGGAACACUCAGAACACAUGUGGGAGAGCUUCCAAAGCUUGCUGGAUUUCGAUAAGGACGAGGACUUGCAACGGAUGUAUGCGCUCCUCUCGCGUAUCCCUGAAGGUCUUGAGCCACUACGGAAGAAGUUUGAGGAGCAUGUCAAGAAAGCUGGUCUCGCUGCUGUCUCCAAAUUAGUUGGGGAAGCUGGGAGUAGCACAGAGACUCUAGACCCCAAGGCUUACGUGGAUGCCCUGCUCGAGGUUCAUAAGAAAAACUCGGAGACUGUUACAAGGAGCUUCAGAGGAGAAGCCGGAUUUGUUGCCAGCUUGGACAAGGCUUGCCGCGAGUUUGUCAACAGGAACGCCGCUACUGGCCUGUCAAACUCGAAGUCGCCAGAACUGAUCGCCAAGCACGCUGACCUCUUGUUGCGGAAGAACAACAAGCUGGCGGAGGAAGAUGACUUAGAGGUCGCCUUGAAUCGUGUGAUGAUUCUCUUCAAGUACAUUGAGGACAAAGAUGUGUUCCAAACCUUCUACACGACGAAGCUAUCCAAGCGACUUAUUCAUGGCGUAUCCGCGUCUGACGAGAGCGAGGCAAGCAUGAUCUCCAAAUUGAAGGAGGCUUGUGGUUUCGAGUACACGAAUAAGUUACAACGCAUGUUUACAGAUAUGAGUCUUAGCAAGGAUCUCACCGACUCUUUCAAGAGCAGGAUGGAACAAAACCACGACGACAUGGACAUCAGCUUCAGCAUCAUGGUACUGGGAACCAAUUUCUGGCCACUAACGCCCCCAGGUCAUGAGUUCGUCAUCCCUCCAGAGAUUCUAUCAACGUACGAUCGAUUCCAGAAAUACUAUCAAAUGAAGCAUUCUGGUCGCAAACUCACCUGGCUCUGGAACUAUUCCAAAAAUGAAUUACGGACGAAUUAUCUCAACCAGAAAUACAUUCUCAUGACCAGCUCGUAUCAGAUGGCAGUCCUCCUGCAAUAUAACAAGAACGAUACGCUUUCCCUUAUCGACCUCGUUACCGCGACCUCGAUACCGAAGGACCUGUUGACUCAAGUCCUUGCCUUAUUGGUGAAGGCGAAAAUCCUAAUCAACGAAGAGACCGACCAAUAUGAUCUGAACCCAAGCUUCAAGUCAAAAAAGAUUCGCGUCAAUCUCAACCAACCUAUUAAGGCUGAGCAGAAGGCAGAGUCCACAGACGUUCUGAAGACGGUGGACGAGGAUAGGAAAUACGUCAUCCAAGCAACAAUCGUCCGCAUCAUGAAGGCUCGCAAGACGAUGAAGAACCAGCCCCUUAUUCAAGAGGUCAUCUCCCAAAUAUCACAGAGGUUCGCCCCAAAGAUCCCUGACAUUAAAAAGGCUAUCGACACUUUGUUGGAGAAAGAAUACAUCGAACGAGUAGAAGGCACAAGAGAUACAUUUGCUUAUGUAGCGUAA
Messenger RNA from Cyclocybe aegerita, 2304 nucleotides. The record is from the annotation of a GenBank genome assembly. NCBI's taxonomy places the organism in Eukaryota, Fungi, Basidiomycota, Agaricomycetes, Agaricales, Hemipholiotaceae.